Molecule: messenger RNA, 1531 nt
Organism: Marmota flaviventris (yellow-bellied marmot)
Lineage: Eukaryota; Metazoa; Chordata; Mammalia; Rodentia; Sciuridae
Gene: C8H21orf58
Product: chromosome 8 C21orf58 homolog
Source: RefSeq, a predicted model, not a curated record
AUGAUGCUGGACUCAUCAGUGGCAGACCAGAUCACCCGCCUGACACUGAGUCUCUUGGAGCAGAAGCUGGAGCAAGAGCGAGAGAACAUGGGAGGGGACUCAGAAGGCUCUUUCUCGGUGCCAGCAUCCUCCACCUUCGGCCUGCAGGUCCCAGGCGGAAAGGAGGCCAGGCCAGACGAGGCCCUGCCCCGUGCUCUGAGGAGGAGGAAGGACCUUCUACAGAGACUCUGGGAGCAGCAGCUUCUAGAGGAGCACCCCCAGCCCCGCUGCUGGAGGGGGCCACCCGGAGGAGCCCACAGGUCAGCCCUGCACCCAGAAGUGCCUCCCGUGGGCAUCUACCAGGCCGCGUCUCCACCCCUGCAGGCCCCUGAGCCUCUGAGGAUCAUCCAGCACCCGGUUCCCCAGCCUCCUGCCACCAUCAUUCAGCAGCUCCCUCAGCAGCCACUCAUCACACAGAUCCCUGCUCCUCAGGCCUUUCCCACUCAAAGGUCAGGAAGCAUUAAAGAAGACAUGGUGGAGAUGAUGUUGAUGCAGAAUGCGCAGAUGCACCAGAUCAUCAUGCAAAACAUGCUACUCAAAGCCCUCCCACCUGCAGUAGGGCCUGGGGGACCACACACCCCGCAGCAGGACCUGCAGUGGGCACGCCAGGUCAUCCUGAGAGCCCAGAGGCAGAGGCCAGCCCCAGUGCACCAUCACCACCACUAUGCGCCCCCAGUCCCGCUGCAGGCUAGCCCCAUGCCUGGCACCCCUGUUGGUUAUUCCACGUGUCCUCCAGUGGUCACGGCCACAGCCCUCCCAGCGGCCAACAGCUUCCUGCCUACCAUGCGCCAUGUGGCUGGCCCCACGGCGGCAAUGGACGGUGAGCUACCCUCACAGGCUCCAGGAAUGUGAGCCCCUUGCUCCAGCUUGGUAAGCAGCAAGGUCUUCACCCUCCAGGGCCACUGGAAAAACCAGGUGAAUGCCUCACCCAGAUGAAACACAAAGUUCGUCCGGAAAGAAUUCAAGAAAAACACAGUUCAGGGUUCUCAAUAGAUAAAUAGCUUUAGCUACAUAAAAAAUUAAACAUUUCUAUGGGGGAGACAUAAGAAAGUCAAAUUGGAGUGGGGGACGCAGCUCAGUGGUAGAGGGCCUGCCCAGCAUGCUUGAGGACUGCACUUGAGCCCCAGCACCACCUCUCACACUAACAUGGUGUGGGAAGGCCUGUUUGUCAUUCAUGUGAAGCAGUCUCCUCCCGUUCCCUUCAAGUUAAGCCCUAUACGUGUGCAUAGGCUGCAGGCACCACGGAUCUGCUCAACGGCUUGCCCAUCUCUGCAAAUCAAAAGCAAGUGCCUGAAGCUCCUUCUGCAGAGCAGGUGGGGGCGAGGUAGGGGGAUAGCUCCUCUAGUCUGUUCCUCUGGGUCCUGUCACUGGUUCUUACGUGUACAUGAUACCCGCAUGCUUUACAGAAAGCUGUUUGUUACUCUUUUUGGUGGAAUUUUGUUCCCUUCAUGUUUCGAUGUUGUUUUUUAAAGUCUUGAUUUUAAGUAUUCUG